GUGCGGACUACCUCUCCCGCCUCGGGCGCGCUCCAGCCCGCGCGCUCCCGCGGCCCCGCGCACUCCAGCCGCUUCUCCCUCCCCGCCGCGACGCACAGGCAAGCCGCUCUGAGAGCUCGCGGCCGGGGCCCUGGCGUGCAGAGAGGGCCUCGGCGGGGCCCAGCGGCGGGGCCCGGGAGGAUGCGGCCCGGGGCGGCCCGAGUGCUGAGCAGGGUCCCCGCGUCAGCCCCGAGCGGUCCCGGCUUCAGCCGAAGCCGCCGCCCCGCCCCCGAGAGACAUGACUUCCAAGCCGCAUUCCGACUGGAUUCCCUACAGUGUCCUAGAUGAUGAGGGCAGCAACCUGAGGCAGCAGAAGCUUGACCGGCAGCGGGCCCUGUUGGAGCAGAAGCAGAAGAAGAAGCGCCAGGAGCCCCUGAUGGUGCAGGCCAAUGCAGAUGGGCGCCCCCGGAGCCGAAGGGCCCGGCAGUCAGAGGAGCAAGCCCCCCUGGUGGAGUCCUACCUCAGCAGCAGUGGCAGCACCAGCUACCAAGUUCAAGAGGCCGACUCACUUGCCAGUGUGCAGCUGGGAGCCACCCGUCCACCAGCACCAGCCUCAGCCAAGAAAACCAAGGCAGCAGCUGCAUCGGGGGGCCAGGGUGGGGCCCCUAGGAAGGAGAAGAAAGGAAAGCACAAAGGCACCAGCGGGCCAGCAACCCUGGCAGAAGACAAGUCUGAGGCCCAAGGCCCAGUGCAGAUCCUGACUGUGGGACAGUCAGACCACGCCAAGGAUGCAGGGGAGACAGCAGCCGGUGGGGGCACACGGCCCAGCGGGCAGGACCUCCGUGCCACGAUGCAGAGGAAGGGCAUCUCCAGCAGCAUGAGCUUUGAUGAGGAAGAGGAUGAGGAUGAAAACAGCUCUAGCUCCUCCCAGCUAAACAGCAACACCCGCCCUAGUUCUGCCACUAGCAGAAAGUCCAUCAGGGAGGCAGCCUCAGCCCCCAGCCCAGCAGCCCCAGAGCCACCAGUAGAUAUUGAAGUCCAGGAUCUAGAGGAGUUUGCUCUGAGGCCUGCCCCACAAGGGAUCACCAUCAAAUGCCGCAUCACUCGGGACAAGAAGGGGAUGGACCGGGGCAUGUACCCCACCUACUUUCUGCACCUAGACCGUGAGGAUGGCAAGAAGGUAUUCCUCCUGGCGGGAAGGAAGAGAAAGAAGAGCAAAACUUCCAAUUACCUCAUCUCUGUGGACCCGACAGAUUUGUCUCGGGGAGGCGACAGCUACAUUGGGAAAUUACGAUCCAACCUGAUGGGCACGAAGUUCACUGUUUAUGACAAUGGCAUCAACCCUCAGAAGGCUUCAUCUUCUACACUGGAAAGUGGAACUUUGCGCCAGGAGCUGGCAGCUGUGUGCUAUGAGACAAAUGUCCUAGGCUUCAAGGGACCUCGGAAGAUGAGUGUGAUUGUCCCAGGCAUGAACAUGGUUCAUGAGAGAGUCUGUAUCCGUCCCCGCAAUGAGCACGAGACACUGCUAGCACGCUGGCAGAACAAGAACACGGAGAGCAUCAUUGAGCUGCAAAACAAGACACCAGUCUGGAAUGAUGACACACAGUCCUACGUACUCAACUUCCAUGGGCGUGUCACACAGGCUUCUGUGAAGAACUUCCAGAUCAUCCAUGGCAAUGACCCGGACUACAUCGUCAUGCAGUUUGGCCGGGUAGCAGAAGAUGUGUUCACCAUGGAUUACAACUACCCACUGUGUGCACUGCAGGCCUUUGCCAUUGCGCUGUCCAGCUUUGAUAGCAAGCUGGCCUGCGAGUAGAGGCCUCCUCUGCCUUUAGGGUGGCCCGGUCUGGAGUGGAGCUUGCCUGCCUGCCGAGACAGCCCUGCCUCCCCUCUGUUCAUAGGCCCUCAGUGGGCUUUCUGGCCUUACCAACCAGAAACUGGCUGCUCUGCCUCUGCUGCUGAAGCAGGGGGACAGCAAAUGGGUCUGAAGGGAAAAGAGUAUUUCUGUGCCCCAAGGUCAACACACAUA
This is a messenger RNA of Phodopus roborovskii (desert hamster), 2008 nucleotides long. RefSeq names its product TUB bipartite transcription factor (gene Tub). Bases 278 to 1795 code for a protein of 505 amino acids. The transcript has 12 exons. Lineage: Eukaryota; Metazoa; Chordata; Mammalia; Rodentia; Cricetidae. Gene Ontology annotation, cellular component: cilium. The record is from RefSeq and is a predicted model, not a curated record. Gene Ontology annotation, biological process: protein localization to cilium.